UCUACGUCCCAGAGUGCAGUUCGGCGCUGCGGCUGUGCAUACUGGGAUUAGAAGUUUUGGGAAAAGCAGCGCGUUCCCGGCGUGCAAUGCGAGAGGCUGCGGCCGCCCUGGAAGAGCUGGGGAAGGAUCGGGAGGCGGGAGGAGCGGCUGCUAAGGUGCGGCCGCCCAGGAGCCUGAGCGUGGCGGACUAUGACAGUGUUUUCUGCAGAGUCCUUCUCCGGUCCACCGUCUCCGACGCUUUCCUGAACCAUCUCUUGGCGGAGCCGCCCUCAGUUUGCCUGAUUAAUGAUGGAAGGGAAGAUGGCUGAUAUUAACUUCAAAGAAGUGACUUUGAUAGUCGGCGUGGUUGCUGCCUGCUACUGGAACAGUCUGUUUUGUGGGUUUGUUUUUGAUGAUGUUUCAGCAAUACUGGAUAAUAAAGACCUGCACCCAUCUACACCUUUAAAAACUUUAUUUCAGAAUGACUUCUGGGGAACUCCUAUGUCUGAGGAGAGAAGCCACAAGUCAUACAGGCCCUUAACAGUGUUGACAUUUCGCUUAAAUUACCUCCUCAGUGAACUAAAGCCCAUGUCUUACCACCUCCUGAAUACAGUGUUCCAUGCUGUGGUCAGUGUGAUCUUUCUCAAGGUCUGCAGACUUUUUCUGGAUAAGAGGGGCAGUGUGAUUGCGGCUCUGCUCUUUGCAGUGCACCCAAUCCAUACGGAAGCAGUCACAGGUGUUGUAGGAAGAGCUGAACUCUUAUCCUCUGUCUUUUUCCUAGCUGCAUUCCUGUCGUAUACUAAAUCCAAAGGACCAGACAAUUCCAUAGUGUGGACUCCGAUUGCAUUGACAGUGCUCUUAGUGGCUGUUGCAACAUUGUGUAAAGAACAAGGGAUAACAGUUGUUGGAAUCUGUUGUGUAUAUGAAGUAUUUGUGGCCCAAGGGUACACUUUGCCAUUGUUAUGUGCCGUUGCUGGACAGUUUCUCCGCGGGAAGGGUAGCAUUCCAUUUUCUAUGCUACAGACAUUAAUAAAACUCAUUGUCUUGAUGUUCAGUACUUUACUACUUGUCGUGAUCAGAGUCCAAGUUAUUCAGUCACAACUUCCAGUGUUUACGAGGUUUGAUAAUCCAGCCGCUGUAAGCCCAACCCCUACAAGGCAGCUGACUUUUAACUACCUCCUUCCUGUGAAUGCUUGGCUUCUAUUGAAUCCUUCAGAACUCUGCUGUGAUUGGACCAUGGGAACAAUACCACUGAUAGAAUCAUUUCUAGAUGUUCGAAAUCUUGCCACUUUUGCUUUCUUUUGCUUUCUGGGUGCUUUGGGAAUAUUCAGUCUCAGAUACCCUGGUGACUCCUCCAAGACUGUCCUAAUGGCGCUUUGUUUAAUGGCGUUACCAUUUAUUCCCGCAUCAAACCUCUUCUUUCCUGUUGGAUUUGUUGUUGCAGAGCGAGUACUAUAUGUUCCUAGCAUGGGGUUCUGUAUUUUAGUAGCCCAUGGAUGGCAAAAAAUUUCAAACAAAAGUGUCCUGAAAAAGCUCUCCUGGGUUUGUCUGUCCAUGGUGAUAUUAACCCAUGCCUUGAAAACACUCCAUAGAAAUUGGGACUGGGAGUCAGAAUAUACAUUGUUUAUGUCAGCCUUAAAGGUGAAUAAAAACAAUGCCAAAUUAUGGAAUAAUGUGGGUCAUGCUCUGGAAAAUGAGAAGAACUUUGAGAAAGCUUUGAAAUACUUUUUGCAGGCUACCCAUGUUCAGCCAGAUGACAUUGGUGCCCACAUGAAUGUAGGAAGAACGUAUAAAAACUUAAACAGAACUAAAGAAGCUGAAGAAUCUUACAUGUUGGCUAAAUCACUAAUGCCUCAGAUUAUUCCUGGUAAAAAAUAUGCAGCCAGAAUUGCCCCUAAUCACCUAAAUGUUUAUAUCAAUUUGGCCAACCUCAUUCGAGCAAAUGAGUCCCGCCUGGAGGAAGCGGACCAGCUGUACCGACAGGCAAUCAGCAUGAGGCCAGACUUCAAGCAGGCUUACAUUAGCAGGGGAGAAUUGCUUUUAAAAAUGAAUAAGCCUCUCAAAGCAAAAGAAGCAUAUCUUAAAGCACUGGAGCUGGACAGAAAUAAUGCAGACCUGUGGUACAACUUGGCAAUUGUUUAUAUUGAACUUAAAGAACCAGAUGAAGCUCUGAAGAACUUUAAUCGGGCUUUGGAACUGAACUCCAGACAUAAGCUAGCACUGUUUAAUUCUGCUAUUUUAAUGCAGGAAUCAGGUGAAGUUAAACUCAGACCAGAAGCUAGAAAACGGCUUCUAAAUUACAUAAAUGAGGAGCCGCAGGAUGCUAAUGGCUAUUUCAAUUUGGGGAUGCUUGCCAUGGAUGACAAGAAGGACUCUGAAGCUGAGACUUGGAUGAAGAGGGCUAUCAAGUUACAGCCUGACUUCAGAAGUGCUUUGUUCAACCUGGCACUCCUGUACUCACAGACUGCUAAGGAGUUAAAGGCAUUGCCAAUCUUAGAAGAGCUGCUCAGAUACUAUCCUGAUCAUACCAAGGGCCUCAUUUUAAAAGGAGAUAUUCUGAUGAACCAGAAGAAGGAUAUAGCUGGAGCUAAGAAAUGUUUUGAAAAGAUCCUGGAAAUGGAUCCAAGCAAUGUGCAAGGAAAGCACAAUCUCUGUGUCGUGUACUUUGAAGAGAAGGACUUGCUGAAAGCGGAGAGAUGCCUAGUUGAAACCUUGGCAUUAGCACCUCAUGAGGAAUAUAUUCAACGCCAUUUGAGUAUAGUCAGGGAUAAAAUCGCCUCUUCUGGUAUUGUGGAUCAGCCACUGUCCCCAGUUGAUAAGACUUCAGGUACAGAAGAAAAAGAUGAAGUCCCUUCCGAGGAUGUAAAAGAAAUCAUCAGUGAGUCCAGGCCAGCACAGAUCAUAAAAACAAAUGAUAACAGAAAGUCUCAGUCUAACAAGCAGUCAACAGAAAAUGCAGACCAAGAUGCCCCCCGUAAAACAACAAAAGACAUCAAAGAAAUUGAGAAGAAAAGAGUUGCUGCUUUGAAAAGGCUAGAAGAGAUUGAACGGAUUUUAAAUGGAGAAUAACACUAAUUCUGUAUCAUGUAACAAUGUAGCCAAGACCUUCAGUCUCUAUCAUGUGUUUGCUUGUACUGGAAACUGAAAAAUGUUGAGACUAUAUACUGGUUUUUCAAAAACUGCAUAAGAUUCUCUACAUAGGAUCAAAAUGAGAUUUUUAUUGAAGACCUAUCUGUCCCAGGAUAUAUGUUUUAUAAGAGAGGACACAAAUUUUAAUUUGGAAGAAUAUUGGAGAAAUCACAAAUUCCAAGUCACAACUUGAAACGUUUAUUAUAGAAAGAGAAAGAUGUGGGUUUAUUAUAGAAAGAAAAGGGUGGGGGAGUACUGGUAAGUCUUUCUACUAAUCUGAAUUGAAAUAAUAUGGGGCAUCAAAGAUGAACCCUUGGAGAUAAAUCCAGAAUGUACUGGGGUUUGUGAAUUCCCAUUUAUUAACUGUUUUUCAUUUUUCAUUACCUCUUUGGAUUCAGGAAUGGACUGAUACUCAUUGAAGACAUUCAGUAACUCUUCUCAUAAACCAAGGGACAUUAUACUGCAUAGUCAUACUGUGUUUUUUUAAUGUGUUCUUUGAUUGGAAUUUAGAAGGAAUGGUAGAAAAAACAUUUUAAAGUAAAUCAUACAUCAUGUAGAUGACAAGUUAGCUUAGGAAUGCCUUUUGUCUUUCAUGCUAAUAUGUAAGCAUUAAGCAAGCAGGUAAAGUGUUAUGCAUAUACACUAGUGGUGCUCGCUGAUACUGUAUUCUCUCACACUGAGGACUCCCACAUAAGCUACAUAACCAUGACUACUCGUUGGCACUUGUUCCCCAAAGUCUUCUGCUUCUUGGCAGAAAAGUCCCAGUCAUUCUUCUUUAAGCUUUAGAGUAAUUGUAGUAAUCUUUCAUCUUUAAUCUCUCUGGUCUGAGCUUAAAAUCAGUUUCCUGUUUCCAAACUCAUACCUUAACAAUUCUUAGAUACCUAAACCACUACAGUCAGUUUUGUUUAACUGAAGGCAAAACAAUGUGACAUUUAUUUUUAAAUACUAGAUUCCUCUUAUCGUAUAUAUUUUAUUAAGUAUUUAUUUUAACUACUGAUCUUUCAUAAAAAUUUUAAACUUUUAGUUUAAAUUGUUAGUUCCCUUGAGUUAACUAAUCUCUAUGUCUUAGAAACCAUCCUUUUCUAAUGUUUUCUAAGAAAUCUUUUAUAAAUAGGUCAUAAGAAACAUGUUCUGCAUUAAAGACCCAUUCCUUUUAGCUUCCCAGAGGACCUGACAUAGUUGGGUUUUUUUUGUUUUUUUUUUUUGUUGUUUUUAAGAUAAUUUAACUCCAGCACUAAAGCCAGUGGGUGUUAGUUCUUGACCCAAGAGAUUUGUUAACCAUCAAAGCAGUAUCUUGUUUCAGUUCUUAGAGUGUAUCUUUGUGACUUCAGAUCUAGAGUGGAGAAUACCUCAUGUACUAUAACUUGAAGUUAUUGUUUUCUCUGUUUAUCUCUAGAAAAGUUUUUGCUGAUAAUCACUACAAUUUAAAUUCUAAGUGGAGGACAGUGCAGUAAGUAAGUCAAAGGAAACCUUUUAUGAUAGCACACCUAAUAAAAGUUUGAAGACUAUUUUAGUAAAUUUAUAUAGCUAGUCAAGUGAUGAGGAUAAAUAUUAAUAUCCAAUAAUUUUUAUACAAGAAAUCUUUUAUUAGCACUCAUAAUUAUGCCUGUCACAAAGAAAGUACUCAUACUUGAAUUUUAAUUUAUUUAAAUCAAAUUCAUCUUGAAUAUCUAUUAUUAAUUAUUACCAGUCAGUGAUACCCAACUUCAUUUCGUAGUAGAAUCAUAUGGGAGCUUUCCUGAAAUUGAGUCAUGCUUCAGUCUUUCCAAAACCUCUUCCAGUGAGUCUCACUGUAGUUAGAGUUCAGGGCGACUGCUCUAAAUUAGUUCAGUAAAGGUCCUUUUCUCUCCUCUGUUAAAUUUGUAAAUUAGUAAUACAACCCAAUUAAGUUUUGAUGGCUUAAAUCCCACUAAGGAAUAUAUCCUAUUGAAAAUAUAAAUAGUAAAUUCUAUCAACCUUGCUUAUGGUCAAAUUAAUAUUUCUUAAGUGCAUGAAAUUGUAUUGGAACGAUUCAGAUGAGAAGCUAUAGUAAAUAUCUCCACACCCCCAGCUGCCUCAGCUCUUGUUUUGAAGAAGUGAGAACGGAAACACUUUAAGCCCAGGUUACUAUCUUACGGUUUAACACUUUGGAUAUAUGAAUUUAAAAAAAAAAAAAAUAAAGACAUAUCACAGGAUUGUGUGCAGAUAAAAAGAUACAGGUUUAAUUUUCAACAUUUAAAAAAUCUACUUGUCAUGACUUCUAGCAAAGCUUUGACAAUCUUCAAGGAGCCAUGUUACUUUCUCCUUCACUACUCCUCAAAAGUGGAGUUAAAUUCUAAAUUGCUACUAUAGUUUUUGUUUCCCUACUAACAUUUGAAAUUGGGGAUUUUCAAAUUUUCCUAGUGAGUAGUCCCACUCACCAACCCUCCUCUUGAGGCUAGGCCUUGUAGUGUUGCCCAUGCAGGUCUUGAACUCAAAGGCUCAAGUGAUCCUGUCGCAGCUCCCCGUGUGCCUGGGAGUACCGGCAUGUGCAUCCUCGCCCAGUCCCAGGGUGUGAUUUUCCGACACCAGUGACGUCAAGAAUAAAAUAACUAGAUAUAUCAUUUUGUUUAACCUUUUGUGUAUACUCUUAUGUAUUUGAUGUGUGAAUUACACAGUUCUAAUAAAACAUGCCUUUCUUUACAUCUGAGUUUUCAACUUCAUGUUAUAGAAUGCUUCAAAGAUGCUUUAAUGAAAACUAUUAAGAAUAUAUAGAUUUGUAUGUCGAUUUAUACUUCAAAAAUCCAUAUAUUUGUCAUAUUUAUUUUUUUAUUUGCAUGGCCAAAUGAUAUUUAAAAUGAGUCCCCUCCCCCCCAAAUAUCUGGUAACUGUUAAAACUCUUGUCACCUAUCCAUAUUCAGGGUUCCUUAAAAAGUAGUUUAAAAUUGUAUGCAUUUUUAUAUUACUAUGCUGUUUGUGUGUAUCACAUUUCUAAAUAUUCAUUAUUAAAUUGUUACUUUUUAAAACUUUCAA
Molecule: messenger RNA, 6099 nt
Organism: Rattus rattus (black rat)
Lineage: Eukaryota; Metazoa; Chordata; Mammalia; Rodentia; Muridae
Gene: Tmtc3
Product: transmembrane O-mannosyltransferase targeting cadherins 3
Exons: 14
Coding region: 286-3048 (920 amino acids)
Biological process (GO): protein O-linked glycosylation via mannose
Cellular component (GO): endoplasmic reticulum
Molecular function (GO): mannosyltransferase activity; protein binding
Source: RefSeq, a predicted model, not a curated record